Molecule: messenger RNA, 3590 nt
Organism: Astyanax mexicanus (Mexican tetra)
Lineage: Eukaryota; Metazoa; Chordata; Actinopteri; Characiformes; Acestrorhamphidae
Product: NACHT, LRR and PYD domains-containing protein 1 homolog
Exons: 20
Coding region: 185-2329 (714 amino acids)
Biological process (GO): regulation of apoptotic process
Source: RefSeq, a predicted model, not a curated record
AAAGAGUCUGAGUACAGUCAUAUUGCCGGCUAAAGGUUCAUCUCAACGAGGAAUCUGGUCUGGUCCAUUUGUAAAGCAAUCAGCAAGCGGUGCAGAGGAUCAUUUUCAGACGAAGCCAGGAAAAACACCCUUUUAUCUGUGCGCAGCAGCACAUUCAUAUCCACCAAAUUUUAACCCUUACUCCAUGUCAAGCUCUCUGUGGACAUCUUCUUGGCGUACUUGUGAAUUCUGUUCAGUUUUUGUGGACCAUGAACACUGGCAGCCUUUUGAACCAACUAGAGUCACUGCAGUAGAUGAAACUGUAAAGUACAGGAUCUCGGUUACACGUGGGAGUCACGAGUGCAGAGUCACUGGUCUUCGUUGGCAGAGCUUCUGUAACGUUGAAUUGGAAUAUAGUUUGGGAGACUGGGAUCUUUAUAGUGAUUUAUUGGAAAAGAAGGGUUUUGUUCCUUGUGGGCCAUUAAUGGACCUCAGAGUCAUCUCAGGACAACUUGCUGCUGUCCAUCUUCCACACUUCAUCUGUUUAGAUACUCAGCACAGGUGGAGGGAUUUCAGAAUGCUGUGUGCAGAAGACACUGGAGUCUCUUUAGAGGACUGUUUAAUAUCACAAUUCCACGCAGUUCAGUUCUGCCAUACAUUCAUACCGAUGGGAGUUCUGGUCAGUAGUGGGGUUCCUGUGAAAGCCCACUGUGACAUUUUGAUCUACCUCUCUUCCACUGCUCACCAGACCCUUCAUGUGUACCUGAUUCCAGGGGAUGUGAAAAUGAAAGAGUCUGUAGAGAAAAGAGAGAAAGGCAGCGUAAAGAUCUGUACAUGGCCAGAUGUCAGUCUGCAGAUGAAGCAACACUACACUCUCAGCACAUCCUGCUCCUCCCAAAUCACACCUCAGAAGCUGAAGCUGAGAUACACCAGCAAAACCCCAAACUUUUUCAAGGUGAAUAUUAAAGAGGUCACAAAGCACAGCAUUGAUUUGCAAUUAUUGUCUGAAAAGAAGACUGUAGUGCGGCAAGCUUACAUACAAUCAGACAUAAUCCAAGGCCCUGCAGUUUCUGAAUCCUCACCUGCAGUCCUGAAACGGUCAAAAGGAUACGAGACACCGGUGGUUAAGAUCAAAGAAAAAUCGGAGGCGAGGUCAGAAAGAGCUGCUGACCAGAAAAAAGUAAUGGAAGCUUCUGAACAGUUCGGCAAAUGGUGGAAAAGCAGCUGUAGAUCCUGCUCCAGUGUGCAGGAUACAGCUGAAUGGAAACACAUUGAACCUGAAGCUGAUGAAAAUCUACACUACAGGGUCAGCUCGUCUGCUGGGAGGUAUGAAUGUUCAGUAUCUGGUCUCCGCUGGGUCACGGAGGGUGACGUUAGCCUGAAGUAUAAUUUUGCUGACUGGAAGCCGCAUAGUGAAGACCUCAGGAGGAUGCAGUUUGAACCCUGUGGGCCUUUAAUGGACAUCACCGUCAUCUCCGGUCGUAUUGUGGAGGUUCAUCUACCACAUUUUGCCUGUUUAGGGUCGAGCCCCGCUCUAACUGACGUGGUCAGGGUUCUAGACGUGCAGGAUGAUGGAAUGUUCUUGGAGAAGUGUGAGCUGACCCGCUUCCAUGCCAAGCUCCUCCACCCCACCUUCUCACCUAAAGGUUUCCUAAUCAGAAGUGGAUUCCCUGUGAAAGUCCACUGUGAGGUGUUGAUCUACCAAACCUUAACCUCUCUCUUGACCCUUCAUGUGUAUUUGGUGACCUGUGAUCUGAAUUCAAUCCAGGAGGUGGAAAAGAAAGAGAAAGAUGCUGUAAAAAUCCUGAAACCAGGUCCAGAAAGAUCCCUGCCGAUGAAGAGCUGGUACAACAUUGAAACCAAAUUUAAAAGUGAAAACUUUUCUUCCACAAUUAAACCUAAGCGAUUAAAGCUGAGAUAUUCUCCUAUCAAGUACUGUGAGGUGUACACCAAAAACCCAGAUGAUGAUUUUGAACUGCAUCUGAUUAACGAGAGGAAGGAGUCCAUAUGGGAUGGUGUCAUUAGAACAGACGAAUACAGGAGAUCAUCCAGUUUCACAUCCAAUGACAGACAAAGUGGUCCAUCCACAGAAUAUGCUGUUUGGUUUGUGACCACACACAGGAACGCCCUCAUCAAGGGGGUCUCAUUAGUGAACCCUAUUGCAGAUGAUCUGAAUGAACUGAUAGGAGAGGAGAAGUACUCCAUCAUCACAGAAUGUAAAACGCCACAGAAGCAGAUGAGGAAGAUCUACUCCUUCCUGUGUGGAGGGCAGGAGAUAAAGAGGAAGUUCUAUGAGAGUCUGCUAAGGCACGAGCCUCACCUUGUUGCAGAUCUGACCGGAGCAGAUUAGUGCUUGUGUAUGUAAAUAUUCAGCCUUUUAAACUAAGAAGAAAUGCAGCAGAGCACAGUUCACACAGAGAUCAGGCUAUCUUAUAUGUAUAUAUAUAUAGCUUAUAUAUAUAGCUUAUAUAUAUAUAUAUAUAUAUAUAUAUAUAUAUAUAUAUAUCUCAAGUAAUAUAAUACAGGAAAUUGACAAAUCCUGCACCUAACAGCUGGGGUUAUGCAUAGGGCUCAGCCAGGAUCUACUACUCACUCAACUAACAACAAUAGCAAAACCACCACAAUCUGAUACUGGCUCGACAAGGAUCCAGAAGCACAGCCUAACACUAUGUUCAUGGUCCAUUGCCUCAACUGCCAAGUAACAGACCUACCGAAAAAUAACCAAUGAACAAACAGAAUCCCUCCUUAAUCUAAGCUCACUUCCUUAACCUAUGGCAACAACACACUUACCUAAGCACAAUCACACACAAUAAAUGACAUUAUAAGUUGCGUGAGCAGAACAACCACUACCAUCUGAUACUGGCUCGACAAGAAUCCAGAAGCAUAGCGAACUAUGUUCAUGGUCCGUGCCUCAACUGCCAAGUACUCAGACGUCUACAAAACUCAUGAGACAAAUUAUUACAAGAGCAGGACCACACCAAUCCCCUUCAUCCAAACUCUAACACAAACUUCAGUGCAAGCUCUUCUCAGGGGUCAUCAGGCAGGCACCUUCCUUCGUCAGUGUUUCGCUGAAUUAGGCCCACGACACCUCCAGAAGGCUCAACAGUGAAGUCUGGCGUCCCAGACCCACCCCCUUCCAAGCAAACACAAACUCAUUCCCUUCCCCACGUAGCCUCAGCCCUUCUGAACCACAACCACUGACUAGAUCUUUCAGCUACAUCUGACAACUCCUUCACUACUGUCCUCAACACACGACCUCUAAUUCUGAAUUCAGACAGCAGUCUUGUGGCAGACUUCGCAACAAAGCCUCUAGUACCUACCUCCACCAGCCUAAUAUAGGCUUGCCACCCACGCUCUCUUACCUCAGCCACCAAGUCUGUAUACUUCAGCCUUUUCCUUUCAUAAGCUCCAUCUACCUCGUUUUCAAACGGAACAGUCAGCUCUAUAAAAUACACUAUCCGCUUACUUUCAGAGUACAACUAUGGAAGUAAAACAGUGUCACCAGACUUUGAAAUUUAAAAGCACUUGAAUUUUUAGCACUGAAUUAUUUUACAUUGAAUUAUUGCAUGUGUUUUUUUUGCCUCUGAAUUAAACACUUUAAUUUUUCAGUA